UAUAUAUAUAUACACAAUAUUGUCAAACAUUCUCAAUUCCUCUCUUAUUCUUCAGUGGAGCCCUCUCAUGGAAAAACAAGUCCCACCACCACCACUACCACCACCGCUACCAUCACCGCCACUGCUGCCACCACCCAACAGCCCAUCUUACCUCUUCGGUACUCCCUCACUUCCUCCACAAACUCAACAUGAUGAAGCCCUUCCAGACAUACACUGGGUUAGCCUUCUCUCUUGUCCAACUACUGGGCUCAACAACCAAAAGCCAUUGUCUCAAAGUGCUUCUUUAAACACCACCAGUACAUCUCAUGUUAAUUAUAUAGCUGAUCAAGAAGAGAAGGACAAUAAUAGAGAUGGAAUUAUAAGGAGAUCAACUAGUACUAGUAGGAUGAAAAAAUCAACCCUUCCUCGAUUCGCCUUCCAAACUAAAAGUGCUGAUGACAUUCUCGAUGAUGGUUAUCGUUGGAGAAAAUAUGGACAGAAAUCUGUCAAGAAUAGCAUUUAUCCCAGGAGCUACUAUCGCUGCACGCAUCACACUUGCAAUGUGAAGAAACAGGUCCAAAGGUUGUCAAAGGACACUAGCAUCGUUGUUACAACGUACGAGGGAAUUCACAAUCAUCCUUGUGAGAAGCUGAUGGAAACCCUAAGUCCUCUUCUGAAGCAAAUGCAGUUCCUCUCUAGCUUCUAAACUCAAAGCAAUUGCCAUGUGGUAGUGCAAGAGAAUCUAUUGUGGACUUUAUAUAUGUAAAUGGACAAAUUUAACAUCAUAUACUUGUGCAAGAGAAUCUAUUGUGGAUUUUAUAUAUGUAAAUGGGC
Cornus florida is the source of this 813-nucleotide messenger RNA. RefSeq names its product probable WRKY transcription factor 75. Gene Ontology annotation, molecular function: DNA-binding transcription factor activity; sequence-specific DNA binding. The record is from RefSeq and is a predicted model, not a curated record. The transcript is spliced from 2 exons. Lineage: Eukaryota; Viridiplantae; Streptophyta; Magnoliopsida; Cornales; Cornaceae. Gene Ontology annotation, biological process: regulation of DNA-templated transcription. Bases 68 to 685 code for a protein of 205 amino acids.